This is a messenger RNA of Panthera uncia (snow leopard), 4006 nucleotides long. It is a transcript of the gene SEPTIN2, whose product is annotated as septin 2. The coding region runs from base 854 to 1939 and encodes 361 amino acids. The transcript has 13 exons. Gene Ontology annotation, molecular function: GTPase activity; GTP binding; molecular adaptor activity. The record is from RefSeq and is a predicted model, not a curated record. Gene Ontology annotation, cellular component: cell division site; synaptic vesicle; septin complex. Lineage: Eukaryota; Metazoa; Chordata; Mammalia; Carnivora; Felidae. Gene Ontology annotation, biological process: regulation of exocytosis; cilium assembly; cytoskeleton-dependent cytokinesis.
CUAUUCCUUUUUUACUGACAAGAACUCUUAUUGAUUGCCAACGGGGCACGCGGGUGGCUCAGUCAGUUAAGCAUCCCACUUCGGCUCAGGUCAUGAUGUCACGGUUCAUGGGUUCAGGCCCCACAUCAGGCUCUGCAGUGACAUAGGGGAGCCUGCUUGGGAUUCUCUCCCUCUUUCUCUCUGUCCCUCCCCUGCUCACGCUUUCUCUCUCUCUCUCAAGAUACAUAAGCUUUAAAAAAAAAAAGUUAAAAUAAAAACAAGGUAGAUUGCCUAGAUUGUUUCUCCAAGACUAUCUUUUAAAUCAUGAUUUCCUUCUCUGUGUUUUUGCCCUUGCAUUAAGUUUUCUAAUAUUUGAUCUUCCAAGGUGAAUCGCAGCUGUGACCGUUUGUUCAGUUGAGUUACCAAAGUCUGAGUUUGAAAAUCAUGUUUUGUUUUAAGUAGUAUACUUGCAUCUUUACCGUAGCGUUACUAUUUUUUUGGUUCACGUUAUUGCCUUCCUCUUCCUGCAGCUUGCCUGUGGAGCUCUUCUCGGAGACAGGGAGUUGGGGUCACUUAUCAUCUUACUCCUGGGGUCCUCACACUCAGGGACUCUGUUCUCCAAGCUUUUCCAGGAUGCACUAUAUUCGUUUCCUUGCCAGAAGGUUCUUCAGAAUUCACUUCCUGCUUUUGUUCUUCCUAACAUUUCCUUCUUUCCUUUAAGUUUACUUUAAUUCCACCACCUAGGCUUGGAGCUAUCCACUCCCCCUCAAUCACUGCCCUUCCCUUUUAGCCCAGGCCUUACCUAAUGCUCCCUUCUGAGCCAUAGAAGCAACAAGCGGUUUACAGACUGCAUAUUGAGAAAACUUCACUGAAGAUGUCUAAGCAACAACCAACUCAGUUUAUAAAUCCAGAAACUCCUGGCUACGUUGGAUUUGCAAACCUUCCCAAUCAAGUUCACCGAAAAUCAGUGAAAAAAGGUUUUGAGUUCACACUAAUGGUGGUCGGUGAAUCGGGUCUAGGAAAAUCGACUCUCAUAAACAGCCUGUUCCUGACCGAUCUCUACCCAGAAAGAAUCAUACCUGGAGCCGCAGAGAAAAUUGAAAGAACUGUCCAGAUCGAGGCUUCGACCGUGGAGAUUGAAGAGCGAGGGGUCAAGCUGCGCCUGACAGUGGUGGACACACCCGGCUACGGGGACGCCAUCAACUGCAGGGAUUGUUUUAAGACCAUCAUCGCCUACAUUGAUGAGCAGUUCGAACGGUACCUGCAUGACGAGAGCGGCUUGAACAGGCGGCACAUCGUGGACAACAGGGUGCACUGCUGCUUUUACUUCAUCUCCCCUUUCGGCCACGGACUGAAGCCCUUAGAUGUUGCAUUUAUGAAGGCGAUACACAACAAGGUGAACAUUGUGCCUGUCAUUGCCAAAGCCGACACCCUCACACUGAAGGAGCGGGAGCGCUUGAAGAAAAGGAUUCUGGAUGAAAUUGAGGAACAUAAUAUCAAAAUCUAUCACUUACCCGAUGCAGAAUCCGAUGAAGAUGAGGAUUUUAAAGAGCAGACUAGACUUCUCAAGGCCAGUAUCCCAUUCUCCGUGGUCGGGUCCAAUCAGUUGAUCGAAGCCAAGGGCAAGAAGGUCAGAGGCCGUCUCUACCCGUGGGGCGUUGUGGAGGUGGAGAACCCGGAGCACAAUGACUUUCUGAAGCUGCGGACGAUGCUCAUCACCCACAUGCAGGAUCUCCAGGAGGUGACCCAGGACCUGCAUUAUGAAAACUUCCGUUCCGAGAGGCUCAAAAGAGGUGGCAGAAAAGUGGACAAUGAGGACAUGAAUAAAGACCAGAUCCUGCUGGAGAAGGAAGCUGAGCUCCGCCGCAUGCAGGAGAUGAUCGCCAGGAUGCAGGCGCAGAUGCAGCUGCAGCUGCAGGGCGGGGACGGCGACGGUGGGGCCCACGGGCACCACGUGUAAGAAAACACAUUGCAAGGUGAAGAAAACAUUCCGCAUGAGUAAUACAGCUGCGUGUUUCCGACAGAUUAUUGGAGGGGUGCCCGUCCACAUUUUUCAGUACCUGUGCCUGAGAAUUUAAUUUUUUUUUUUAAACUUUUGAUGUUUUGUAUGAAGUACUUUUAACAUUUGUAAUUUUGUUGCUAUGUUAUACUUCAUAUUUCGUGAGGUGAACCUUUCAUUUUUAUCUUUCUUCCACCUUAACUAACCACUAAUGUUGGAACUGAUUUCCGGGGUCAGUUAGAAUGUGUAGUUAACAUUGAAUUUCUUUGGUUUGGCUGGCCUAACUGACUAAUGGUUGAGGAGCACUCUUGAUUCAUUUCUAGAACAUUCAGAUCGAGCCAGCAGUGUUCCUGGGUGGUGGCAACGUAGACCCAGCAAGUGAUCUGGAAAGAUGAGCUGGCCUGCAGUAGGGCAUUUACAACACCUAAAACCAGUUUUGCUGCUGUAAUUCGAUACUGUUCAUUCAUCUGCACAUUCACCUUUCUACCACUUGAAACAAUAGAAUUAUCUAAUGUGAUAUGUGCAUACUCAGCUCCUUUAAAAACAGGCCAUUAGGAGCAAAUUUUAAGAUUUCUCUGGAUUCUGAUGCUACAUUUUUUAAACUGCUCUGCAGAGAACCUGCCACAAGCCACGUUUUGUAGUGUUCUUCACUUGAUACUGGUUUAUACUCUGCUGUGGACAGAAGGUGUCCAUGAACUCCAGUUUUCAUGUUACAGUGAUGACUCUUAACGCACACAUAGCCAAUAAACGAUUUUUACUCAACAUAAAAAGUUACUUUUUAAGGAAAAUUAGUAAGUUGAUACAUUUAGAAACCAACUUUUUUAUAUUUUUGUACUGCACUUUAAUGUGUUUUCUGUAACUGCAAGUAAGAUCUGCCUGAGCAGUGGAAAUCGGGGUCCUCUGGUGGGUAGGCCUCUGAACCCCCAGACCUGUCAUGGGCCCUGAGGCUCAUGGCCCCAUGAAGCCUCAGUGCCUACCAGGUUUUCUUGAUUUGGCUUUUCUUUUGUUUCCUUGAAGUUUUUUUAAUGGUUUUCUGAAAGCCAAAGAGCAGAUCAUUUUUUUUUUUUAAUGUGCAGACUGUUGUCCGUUUUCAGCCACUGUCAUUUCCAUCGUUCUGUGUAAUACCAAUUUCCCCAUGUACCGAGUAAGACUGAAAGACAUUUCAGAUGUGCACCACAAUCUGACUGGUAGAUGCCACCGGUCAGGUCCGUUUUCUGUGCUCUGUGGCCUUGGCCCUUCCAUUCCCUCCUAGUGUGUCCCCCUGUCAUGUGCUCCGAGGGGCGCCGAUGCUCCCGGCAUGCUGUUUUCAACAUUUAUACUGACAUUGGGAAAGCAGUUCCCAGAAAGAGAGGGUGGAAGGAGACCUGGAGGGAGCAGGUGCGGCUUCAGUGUUUUCAUUUUGCUGUAACAGGGGUUAAGAUGCAGAAAUCACUUCCUCUGAGUAGGAGAAGAGUUUUUGUUUUGGCCAGACACAAUAUGGUGACAUGGUCAAAAUAUAAUCACUCCAAAGGUGUAUUAUGGAAAAUAAUCGGGUGUUCUCAACAACUUUGCCUUUUCACUGUCAUUUAAUGGUGAGUAGUCACAAGCUGUUAGGUUUAGGCACGUUGUACCGAGUUUUUACCAGGGGAAAGUGCUCUAAAGAGCGCGUCCGUGCAAGGCCAAUUGUUUGGGUUAUUUUGGCAUGAACUACACUAGUAAAAGCUGUUUAAAGGGUGGAGCUGGGGGCACAUGUGCAAGUGGUCAGUGCAAGCCCUGUGUCUGCUUGAGUAAGACUACUAGGGCCAGCUGCCAUCCCAUAAGGCUUCUGCGGGGGCAGGUGGGGGCAGGUGGGCCUACAUUGUCUCCCCUCUAAAUCCCCUUUUGUUGUGCUGCCCAAUUCUAAAUAAAUACUUUCACUAUAGAUAAUUGCUUUUACUAAGAGAUAGUCUUUACCUAUAGAAGUGUAUUUUGAAAACUUACUUUACAUAGCAAUUUUGUAUCCAUUGAAACUAACCUUUUAUCAAUAAAGCACUAUUGUUUGGCUAUGAA